GGAAAGGAUAGCAGCCAAACUGUCAGUGUGAUAUUGAGAGGUUCUAAGCAGAGCAGACUGGGCUAACAUAACCUGGAAGUCUACAAUCAGGAUUAUUUGUAUUACAUCUUUCAUUCUGAUAGUAUCAUUAGAGGCCAAAUUAAAUUAAGCCCCUUAGGAAUUACUCACUCUUCUCUCUGAAUGUAGGUGUACUCUUUACACUGUAGGUGUAAAGUCUGUGUGUCUCUAAAACAUCACAGUAGUUGGAGGGGAAGGAGGAAGUUAGUAAUGGUUUUGACACCACUGUAUUUUAGGGUGUGUGGCUGAAAGGAUUAACUAUGCUUCUCAGGUGACUGAAGCUUGCACCCACACUAUUUCAUCACUCUACCAACAGCUCAUGCCAUUUAUUGAAAUGAAUUAUUGAACAUAUAUUAUGAUAGUUCUUAAUGAACUACUGACAAAGUCAUCCAAGUCCUACCUACAGCACUACCUGUUUGCUGCGAGGGCUUCUUAAAGGACUUCUUAAACAUUUGGACCAUUUGGUGAAACAAGUUGCUUUUUUGUUUGACUUGGAAUAAACAGUUUUUCUCUGUGUAGCAGAGAGAAGACUUGGUCAGGUGCUGAGAAGUAUGACGCUGAUUAUGUGGGUCAAGAUGAUUAGAUUUAUUGAUAAUACAGUAUCUCAGUAUUGCCAAUGCAGUAUAUAACAUACUGAGGUCUAAAGGGUUAUAAUAUAUAUAUAUAAAAGCAGGUUCAGCUAGCAAUGUUUACAGUCUUUGGCCUUGCAGAAUGCACAACUCAAAGCACCUGUGGAAUUACUUCAGGGUUUUAUCUUUGUGUGUGACUGAAUCUUGGCAUUUUUACUCACCCAUCCAAAAGCGAAUGUUCCAGUCCUCACUGUGGUGUAUUCUGCUGGCCUCCCUUCCAGGGAGGGGGGAGUCUACCUGGAAGCUGCCCACAAUCUCAGGAGACCAGUUUUCCCAGUCUCCAGCAGCAUUUCUACCCUUUUGCAGGCUGUGCACCAAAAUAAAUCACGAUCAGCAUCGUUCCCCCAUCAAGGAAUGCAGAAGCUGUGUGAGCAUCCAGACAGUUAUUCCCUGAAUUCCCACCAGGUGCUCUCAGGAUAAGGUUACACCUAGGGAUGCUUGUUCUUUACUAGACUCAUUGGCCAAAAGCAUACCUGGAGAUUUAAGUUUCACAGGCUUUUUCCUUUUCAGCAUUCUUGCAGUGGAAGAAAAGUUCACAGGCAGUGACGUUGUGAUCAUCCCUGACAAACCUGCAGCACUGUAAAUGCACUGAUGCUUAGUGGUGGAAUGUUUACAGUUCCUUAAAGCUGGGUGAACUCUGUACUGUAAACCAAUAACAGGAGUUUUAACAGAAGUAUUUAGUGUUCCUUACCUGUUAAAAUUUUGAUUUUUUGGCUAUGCCCAUAAUUUGAUCCGAUUUAAUAGAUACCAAAUGCUGCUGAAUAUUAAAUUGUAUCAAUAUUUAGUAGUCUCCAUCACUUAGAAUGCUAAUAAUUUCAUUGCUUGGCUCAGCAGUGCUGGAAGUAUACAGACAGCACUUCUUGUAAUAAUGGUAUUUAAUAAAAUUCUGAUGAACCAAUUACAAUCAAAGAUGAAUGUUUCUAUAGACGGAAUUUGUAAGAGUAGUCAUAAAGAGAAUAUAUAACUUGCAGAGAUUUUAAUUUAAUAUUUACUGUCUCAAGAUUAAUCACCAUGUUGUGUGCUUCUUUAUUUGAAUAUUUUAUGGACUGAGGGACUCAGCUUUGUUGUUCUAUCACAGUGCUAUGAAUGCAGGAGGAAAAUUUAAUAUUUUCUAAACUCAGUGUUUCAAACAGUAACUGAAAAAAAGAAAAUUACAUUUGUGUCAUUCUGCAAAAAUACCUGCAGUUAACAUUGACAUUGAAAAUUAACCAAGUGCUCCCUCACAGAGAAGACAGAGGUAGGGAACCUGGAAGAUGUAUUGACAGAAGUGUUCACCCCAGAAAGAAAAAGAAUUGAAGUGUUAUGGAAAUAGUUUCAUAAAAACACAGUCAUUUUAUACUUCUGAUGUUUCACUUUAUACCAUUUUGAACUUUUUUUUAUCUCGCUCAUCAAAAUACUUUUGAUGCCAAGGAAUUAAUUAGUUUCUUAAUAUCAGUUUAUCCACCUAAAAUCCAAAUAUAGCAUUUUAUUUCAAAAAGUUGACAACACAACUAAAAAUUUGUUUGCAUUGCAUUUUCUGUGUCUCACUUUUGUGUUAGAGCAUCACACCAGUUUCCAUUGUGAGUUAGCUGUUAGUAAACAACAUCAGUUUUUAACAGUUUUUAAAUACAGUAUUGGUCUGGAUAUUUGUUUCAUUAUACUGCACCCUACAGUUAAUGUUAAUACUUCUUGGUUUACAAAAAUCACUAGAUAUGUGUGUUUUACUUAUAUAAUACAUAUGUACAUACAUAUGUAUAAAAUAUAAAUAAUUACUAAAUUGUGGACAUCAUCACAUAGGUCAAGAUUAGCUUUGAGGUUUCUAAUGUAAUGGGAACUGCUAGCUACCACUAACAGAAACAUCUUUCCAACGCACCAAAUGUUUAUCCUUGUACUUGUUUUCCAAAAUUACAAUGGCUAAGUAGCUGCUUUAUAUCUCAAAAAUAGUUUAGAAAGGUUUAGAUUUUACCUUAUGCACUCUUGGGUUACUCACCCAUUACUUACAUAGUUCAGCUGAGUAUUUUGUAUUGAUUGUAGGGUUCAGAUUCAUAAUUUCUUUCUUUAGUCAUGAUUGUUUUUCAAUUGCUUUAGCAGUUGAUUGGGACCCAUCACUUGCAAUUCUAAGCCCAGCUGAGCUCCCCUCUUUCCAGAACUGAUGAUCCUCAGUGCAUAAUUAUAUGCUUGGCAUAGCAGAUGUGUCUCCCAGUCAUACCCAUCCAAUUACAUGGACCAAAUGAAGCCAAACAAAUACAGCGUCAUUUAUUCUACACCAAGUAUGUUGCACAAUAAAUUCUACUCCAGCCCUGAAGGACUAUCAAAUGGAAUCCAGAUGGAGCCAGUAGACCUUACGGUAAAUAAACGGAGCUCGCCGCCUUCAACUGGAAGUUCUCCUUCCCCACUAAAAUUUCAGACUGUGCAUAGGAGAAGUUCACCUGGAUUGACUCUGUCCUCACCCAGCUCACCUCUCAGUAAAUUCACACCGUCACCCCCCGGAGUCCAGCCUCUUUCCAUGCCAAUAACAAUCCCGCCUGUCAUGGCCGCUGCUCUUUCACGCCAUGGACUGAGAAGCCCUGGGAUACUCCCGGUUAUACAGCCUGUUGUGGUCCAGCCAGUUCCUUUCAUGUAUGCUCCCCAUCUCCAGCAGCCCAUCAUGGUGUCCACAGUUCUCGCAGAUGAGAUGGAAACUCCAAGUAGCAUGCAAGUGCCUGUCAUUGAGUCUUAUGAGAAGCCCACACUGAAGAAAACAAUCAAAGUAGAGCCAGGAAGUGAACCAUCAAAGACUGACUUCUAUCCUGAACAAAUGUCACCUCCAAUGAUGACCUCGUUGUCUCCUCAGCAAGUAAUGUUGCAAGAGAAUCACCCUUCAGUUAUAGUUCAGCCAGGAAAGAGACCUUUACCUGUGGAAUCUCCAGACACACAACGAAAACGCAGAAUACAUCGAUGUGAUUAUGAAGGCUGCAACAAAGUCUACACUAAAAGCUCCCACCUGAAAGCUCACCGAAGAACCCACACAGGAGAAAAACCGUACAAAUGCACUUGGGAGGGAUGCACGUGGAAGUUUGCUCGUUCUGAUGAACUGACGCGGCAUUUCCGCAAGCACACGGGAAUCAAACCCUUCCAGUGUCCAGACUGUGACCGCAGCUUUUCACGCUCGGACCAUCUUGCUCUUCACAGGAAACGCCACAUGCUAGUCUGAAUGUCUUCUGUCCCUGACUCCUGCCACACUUUAUUGUUUUUUACACAUGCAUUUUAAUUUGGAUUCAGCUGGUCUGGAUCUCUGAGUUUAUACCAUUAAAAGCUUACAUAUGGUCAGUAACAGAUGUUAUCUAACCCUUCUAUGUCCUUGCCACGGGUCAGACCUAAAGAAUGUGAACACUUCUUUUUUUUCUUCUGGGGAUGCUAAGCAAACCCUUUCUGCAUUCAGUAUGUUUAUUGUAUUUCAUUUGUGAAUAAGGGAAUUUUUAAACUAACAGCUUUUGUUGGUUUUUUCAUAUAAUCAACCCAGCAUAUACUGAUAAAAUAGUAAAUGUUACCGAAUAUCCAAAAUGCUAGUCCUUGCCAGAGACUAUUAUUUAUAUGCCCUGUAAGGGAUACACUCUCAUUUUAUGCUCAACAAUGCAAUGAAUGGACUCUCCCAGCUGUGUUGAUUUCUGCAGUGUGGAUCAUACAACAGUUUUAGAAAGACACCUGAUUUAGAAAUCCCCUCUGCCCAAACAGUGAGUAAUACUGAGGAAAUAAAUCUAAACAGUGUAAUUACUUUACAGAAAGAUUGAGUCAUAGUAUCAUUUACCCCAGUCAAGAAGAAAAAUGGGCAGGAAUUGGUCCAUACAUAAUACUGUCCAUCUAAGCCGAUGUCAUCUGUCAUCUGUAUUAUAGUGUAGUAUACAUCCUUGUUUUUGUUGCAUAAUGCCCCAGUGGAUUUGUUAAAGGAAGACUUUGUGUGACUCUGUAUGUCUGGUUUCUGUGCAAGUGUAUGGAUGGAACGGCUUGAAGCUGAAUCAGGGGUUUACCAUCAGGAAGUUCUUCCCCAGAGUGUGGUUGGGCACUGGAACAGGCUUCCCAGGGAAGUGGUCACAGCACCAAGCCUGUCUGAGUUAAGUGUCUGGACAAUGCUCUCGGGCACAUGGUGUGACUUUUGGGGUGUCCUGUACAGGGCCAGGAGUUGAACUCGAUGAUCUUGAUGGGUCCCUUCCAACUCAGCAUAUUCCAUGAUUCUGUGAUUCUAUGGUACUCUCCUGUGAUUUAGCAUUAAAUGACUCGUAGAAACCUACUGCACCUCAUUUCAGGGAUAUGGAUUAUCCCCCUGCAAUCAUGCCCCUGCAUUUCAUCUAAAUUUUUUCUCUUUGCUGUACUUCAGAAAAUAGCAAUCAUUAAGUCAAAAAUGCUCUGAACUGUAUUGUUGUGAGUACCACUCACAACAGUAUACACUACAGUAUUUUAAAUUAUUGAUCCACAAUAUUUUUAUGAGAAGAUGGCAUCAGAUAUGAAGUACUUCUGAUAAAAAUUGAGUCAUGUAUCUGUUUUGGAUAAAAGCAUAUACCAAAUCAUCCAGUUCCUAACUCUGGUUUGUGGCUCUGGUAGUCUCUCGAUGGUAGGUACAGCUGCUUCCCUGUGGACGUGUCUAUUGCAUUAAAACCAUGCCCAUUAGCAAACAGAGCUCUGUAGCUGAAAGAAACUGAAUUCAAGCAACCUGCAGUUUCCCCUAGAAAUGUUCCUGUCUGGGAGCCCCCCUGCAAGGAAGGUUUCUGUCAGUAUUGGCUGGCAGACUUUGUGGCACUACAAGGAAGCAGGAUGUAUUCUCCACACUCACACACAAGUCCAUUUCCCUUCAGUGCCCUAUGUAAGGUAACCACCAUUCCCUGUGUGUUAAACAUACUGAAGUCGGCUUUUCCUUUCUUAUGGAAAAACCCAGUGAACAAUGGAGGUGUGAGGGGAGGAAGAGUUUCAUAGAACUCUGCAGGAGACAGGUGGAGUGUCCAUCUGCAGGUGGGUAUAUUUGAGCUUGUGGAGCAGGUAGCCUGUGCUUCUAUAACCAACAGAGCCCAGUGCCAAACAAUCUUGGAGAUACAAGAGUGUGAGUGCAAAGAGCCUUUAUUUGGUGAUGGGACUUUACCAGCUGAUUUGCUGACAUCCACAUGCCUGUGGAAUUAGAGAAGAAUGGUCUGUAUUUCCUGUAGAAAGAUGCUCUGACAGCAAUUGCUCUGUUCCAGCUCCAUACAUCCUCACCACCUCGGUAGGGCUGCAUCUUGGGUCUUGUAACUCUCCCUCAUCUGCUCACCUGUGGUGCUGAAACACCUGGCACAGGAAUCCUCCUUUUUACUUUCUUGGUAGGCCAGAUUGUUAGGGACAUGGAGAAACUUGUAGGAAAGAGACUGAUAUUAAUGAGCAGCUGUUCCAGAAUGUGGACUUUAUAUUUUAUAUUUUUGGUCAGUGGUAGCAGAAUUUGCUUUAGGAUUUAAUGGCAAUUUUGUAAAUCCAGGUGUGUCACUGGUUGAGAGGCUGUGUGGAGGGAGCCCUGUGGCAUCAGUCACAACACAUUUAAUACCCUGGGAUGAAAACAAUUCUCUGUUCUGUUGAUGAGGAGGGAAACAGAUACUAUAAAAUAAGCACCUUAAUGGCAACUGGUCCCAUUUUUACCUUAAAAAUGCAAAUUUAUAAAAUUCAGGGGGUUUAGGGAACAUUUCUUUCUAAUGCUCUGUUUCUUUUGAGGCUUCCAUAAAAUGUUUCCAUUAGUAUGUUUUUUAAUAUUUUUUAAAUCAGAACUUCUUUGUAACUAAGAGUUACUUGAGAUAAUUUAGUCUAGAUUAUUUGUGAUGUUAAUUCAUUAGCUUAUGUACCUUUUUCCUGAAAGUAUUUAUGCUAAUGAUGGGGUCCAAUACAGUGGAGAUUGAGCAGAACUUUCAAAUUUCAUCCAUGUGUCUUGUGAAUUAGGACAACAGAAAUUUAAAUAUUAAAUAUAAGUAUUUGAGAUUAUUGCACGAUAAUGCCUUCCUUAUAGGAUUUUUCAGUUGUGUCUGUGGUGUCUUUGUGGGAUGACUAAAAGGUCACAAACAAAUACACUUCUAUCUGAGUGUGAAUUUACAUCUUAACCAGCUCAUUGGUUCAUUUUAGCAAACUUUGACUUGAUCGCAAUUUUAAAAUAUAUUCAAUUAAAUACUUUGCAAAGCCAGUCAUUCCAUCUAUGUCCUAAAGAAAAGCCAGUUUAGAUAGAAAAUCCUAAUUCUGGAGAAUGAGUACAUUUAAACACCCCCCACACACACACACCUUUCUCUGUAACAGUAUUGCUCUGGGCAGUGUGUAACAGGUAAUACUGUUUUACUAAAAUGUGCCUGUUUAAGCUAUUUGAUUAUAAUAAAUUACUAGUUUUUAAUUUUGUGGGAUUUAUUUAAAUAUAGACGUGGCAUUCUGCAGUGAUACUUCUAAUGCCGCAUCUUGUUCAAAUAUAUUGUCUCUGCCAAGGUUUAGCAACAUGAUAAAUACAAAUCCUUCCUAAAAUAAUUUACAAAGCAUUUUGCAUCUCUUAAGAGGGCUAGACCGUUUUUCAUUAUAUUUUACAGAUAUUAGCAUUUAAUGUACUUUAGAGGGUCAAAAUAAUCUUUUUGCUUAGCAUCUCUCACCUGCAAAUAUAGCAAGGAUUUUUAUUUACUUUGAUACGUCUAUAAACUAUGCAGAAUUUUUAAAAUAAAAUGUAAUAUAUUUUAUAAGCUAAUAAGACAAAAUGGCUAAUUAAAGGUUUCUAGCGUGCAUUACUAUAACUUGCAAAUAUGGAGACAUUUUGGUAAUCUUUUCUUACUAAAGAUGUGAAUGUUUAAUGUACUUUCACUGUUUCUACUUUGGUAGUCCAAUGGGAAUUCAGUAAUGACAUUUUGUCAUGUCAAACUGUGAACAUAAAUUUGUACUGUACAGUCCUCAUACUAUAUUUAGUAUAUGUAGUAUAUUUAGUAUAUUUAGUAUACAAUGCAUAUGUAUUAUACUUGUUAAUAAAACACUCAGAAUGUU
This is a messenger RNA of Passer domesticus (house sparrow), 7661 nucleotides long. It is a transcript of the gene KLF3, whose product is annotated as KLF transcription factor 3. The transcript is spliced from 5 exons. The coding region runs from base 2887 to 3858 and encodes 323 amino acids. Gene Ontology annotation, biological process: regulation of transcription by RNA polymerase II. Gene Ontology annotation, molecular function: RNA polymerase II cis-regulatory region sequence-specific DNA binding; DNA-binding transcription factor activity, RNA polymerase II-specific. NCBI's taxonomy places the organism in Eukaryota, Metazoa, Chordata, Aves, Passeriformes, Passeridae. The record is from RefSeq and is a predicted model, not a curated record.